CACCUCCUGCAGCUUGACUGUUGUUAGCAACAUCUCAGCAUACUACUGAACGCCUCAUAAUCUUCUGGUCAACAAGCUUAAUUCACUUUGGGAUUUUAAAAACCACGGUUCGCAAGGUGUAGCCGUUAACAUCACGUUACAGACGCUGUCUAUCACUGACGGUCCACUUUGGUUCCUGGUAUUUUAUAGCUAGCUAACGGUAGCGUUAGCAGAGCAGCUACAGGGAUGGCGGAGGUUCCCGGGACUUCGAGUGAGACGAUAACGGAGACUGUUCAGACGAGCACGCCGCCGCCGCCCCAGCAGGAGGGACGCAGCCUGACAAUCAAGCUGAGGAAGAGGAAGACGGAGAAGAAGGUGGAGUGGUCCAGUGACACCGUCGACAACGAGCACCUAGGAAGAAGGUCCUCCAAAUGCUGCUGUAUCUACGAGAAGCCUCGACAGUUCGGAGAGUCGUCCUCCGAGAGCGAGGGAGAGGACGAUGAUGAAGGUUGCGGCAGCGCUCACUGCAUCUUGGGCCAUGGCAGGAGAGAUAAUGGACAGACGGGGGGUGGGGGGGCCAUGGCGCCCCCAAACUCUGGGGGGUCACACAGCCACUAGUGUGGGGGUCUCGCCACGACAAUGACACGUACAAACUGCACUCUUUUCUUUUAGUUUAGUCCAUCCCUGAGCUGCAGAGGAGGCAGCACAGACACAGGGAUUACUGAGUCAGCAUAAUUACACAACCUGCUCUCUAAAAAGAUGCAUGCACAGUCAACUGACAUGCAUCACAUGGAAUAAGUCAAAGUGUUAUGGAGUCAUGCUGUGAUGGCGCUAGAUUUGAAAAGGCCAGUCUUUCUGCAUGUGUUGGUUCCUUUACUGCAGAUCACUCAGUAUCUCACUGCUGAGCAUUUUCCAAAGCAUGUAGCAUUUGAAAAGCGUUCCUGAUUUCCAUUGAUAUCCAUUUACUUAACUCUGCUGACAAUAAACUCCGAGGUGUGUGAUCCAUCAUAGGAACGCUGUCAGAGUGCAGCGCUGCAACUGCCCUUUGUUUUCUUCAUUUGCUGAAUAUCUUCUUCGUUAUUUGAGCAGUAAUAUUUGUAUAUAAAUGUGGGAAGAAUGUCUCUCACUCUCCACGACUCAAGGUGACGAACAUUAUUCAAAUAUGCAGCUUGUAUGAUAAAGAAAACACACUGCAGAGAACAGGGACUGAACAUAUGGAAAUAUUUGCUGAUUUCUUUUCUCUACUGAUAAAUUCAUUAAGAAAUCUAUGUAAGAGGAUCAUGGCCACUUCCUAACAUAAGAAUUGAUUUGGGCCUGAGUUUUUUUUUUUCAGAAUUCUGAGAUAAGUCAUCAUUAAAAUGUUUUUUUUAACUUUGGCCAAAUCAGAUGAAAGUCUAAAUUCUGAGAUUACAUUUAGAAAUCUGAGCAAAAAACUCAUUUGAGAAUUUUUUAACAAUUCCAUUUUUUUUGUACUUUUGGUCACAUCCCAAAAGAGUGUUCUCAUGUGGCUCCUAUCCUCUUCUGCAGGAAUCAGUUCAGCUCCAUUGACCAUUUUUCUUUCUUAAUUUAUUUAUUUAUCAUUUAGUAAGAAUGUAGGGUGAUGUUUUAGACAUUUUCUUAAUUAAAUGGCGUGUUUAUUCCAGAAACAUUUAACAACAUAUUUGCUUCACAAUUGUAUAUGUAAAUAUAUGUAAUCACCGCCCAAUGUUAACUUCCAGUGUUAAAGAAAACAAGCCUUCACAGAAGUGAUGUGUGUUCUGCACAAAGCUUUGGAAAAUGGUCGGCAGUUCUUUAAACAAUAUUUCAUUGCCAAAGUAAACUGAAAUAUGUAAAAAAAGAAAACCACUAUUGACAUAUUGUGUAUGGUGUGAAGUGAUGUGGACUAUUGAAAUGCUCCUGUACAGCUGAUAUUGUGCUGACUCAGCUUUAAGCAUGGCAGCCACUGUAACCCUUUAACAUCAUUUGAACUCCAGUGCAACACAAUGCCAAUGCUUGUCACAAAGUUUCAUACUGCCUAUUAAAGAAUUCUCUGUAAUUCUUUGGGAAAUGUUCCUCAG
Messenger RNA from Notothenia coriiceps (black rockcod), 2036 nucleotides. It is a transcript of the gene ppp1r11, whose product is annotated as protein phosphatase 1, regulatory (inhibitor) subunit 11. Lineage: Eukaryota; Metazoa; Chordata; Actinopteri; Perciformes; Nototheniidae. The record is from RefSeq and is a predicted model, not a curated record. Gene Ontology annotation, molecular function: protein phosphatase 1 binding; protein serine/threonine phosphatase inhibitor activity. Bases 226 to 597 code for a protein of 123 amino acids. Gene Ontology annotation, cellular component: nucleus. The transcript has 3 exons.